UUCCCACACCCUACCCACACCCUAUUCCCACACCCUACCCCUGUCCUAUCUCCUCAUCCAGUACCCCAGCCUCUCUACCAGGGAGACACCAGUCUACAGCGUUCAAGUUCUCCAGUACUAGCAGGUCCAGUCGUCAUCAUGUUCUAUGGGUCGUCCUCUACCUCGGGGGCCUCCAUGUCGCUGCCUUCCAAGAGCCGUCUCAAACGCCAGAGCAGAACGUUCACGCAGGUUCUGUACCGGACUCUGAGUUACCGGGAUCGUCCCCCGGCCGACCACACCUCCCGAGACCGCCGCUCCGUCACCGAACCCCCCGACGACGACCGUCCCCGUGACGACCCCGCGGAACUCUCCACCCAGAGCUCCGCCCCCGGCGUCCUGAAGAUCUUCGGAGAUGAGAUCUGCGAGGGCGCCAACUACAAGUCCGUCCUCGCCACGCCCCGGUCCAGCGCACAGGAACUGGUCAAAGAGGCGCUGGAACGCUAUUCGCUGAACAAAGCCUCCGCCCACUCCUACGUCCUCUGCGACGUGAUAGGUCAGCUGGAGGGGGGAGGAGGUGGAGGUCAGGAGGGAGGAGAGGGGGAAGGAGUAGGACAGGGGGAGGAGGGGGUGGAGGAGUGUCUGCGGGCGAUGGGCGACAACGAGAAACCGUUGUUGUUACAGGAACUAUGGAAGCCCAGAGAGGGACAUGCCAGGAGGUUUGAGCUGCGGAGGAGAGCGGAGGUAGAGGAGCUGAACGCUAAGGAGAAGGAUACAGUCACUGCAGAUAUCAACGCCCAGGCUAGGAAGCUACAGAGGAACAGAACUAAAGGGACUCUGACACUACCUCGACCUGGGACCACCUUCUGCCGUUCCCUCAGUGAGACCAGUCUCAACCAGUUGGGGGGUGCAGACGAGCCGAAGCGUUACUACUCCACCCUGCCGGGACCUCUGAGGACGAGGGGGAGUCAAGGGGGGGCCACGACCAGGAGGAAGGAGGGAGAGGGGGGAGGAGCGGGGGGAGGAGGGGUGAGACAUUCCCUCUACCAGUCCCCUCACCUGUUGCUGCUGCAGGGAUACAACAGACAGGACUGCCUGGUGUACCUGUUGAACAGAGAGCAGCACACUGUGGGUCAGGAGACCCCGUCAGCCCGUCCAAACAUCUGCCUGUCCUCUCCUGACAUCCUGCCACUCCACUGUCGCCUCCACCGGGUCCCUACCCCCCGUCGCCAUGGCAGCACCCCCAACAACAACAACAACCCCUCAGCAGCCGCCGCCGCCGUCACCGUCACCGGGGACGACCGCUCCUGCGUUGCCGUGGAGCCCAUCCCUCACGCGACGGUCCUGGUCAACUUCUCCCGGUGCGAGCAAUCCACCCAGCUCCGCCACGGCGACCUUCUGUCGUUCGGAGCCCACUACAUCUUCCUGUAUAAGGACCCAACCGGUGCCAAACCCCUCCCCGCCCAGACGCUGGCACGCCUCCGAACCCUGGGGCAGCUGUACGAGUGGGGAGGGGGUGGAGACGGAGGUUGGGACGGAGGGGGAGGGAUCUGUAAGACGUGUGGCUCGUUGUUAAAGGACAGGGGGCGUUGUCCUCCCAAACCGGCCCCCCCGCCAGGCGCAGUUUCAAACCACACCUGGUGAAACCCCAAGGCGGGGGGGCGGGGGGGACAGAAGAGACGCCUACAGCUCGACUUUGAACAGGCCCACGAGGACGCCCUGGUGAGCAGGAUCAUGUCUCUGAUCGAGCCGGGCGGAGACGACCACAAGUUAGCCCCUGCCUACCUGCUAUGUCUCUGCAUACAGCACUCUGCUUCCGCCUUCCCACCAGGCUGCUUCGGCAAAUUGCUGCUGAAGAUAGUACGAUGCAUACAGACCGUCUCCUGGGAGAAGACAAAGGAAUUGGCACAGAAGCAAGCUCAGCAUCAGGACCCGGCCUCCCUGUCUCUCCUGUCCAUCAGUGAUCUGAUCCCAGACCUGCAGGUCGUAUUCUUCUGGAUGUCCAACAGUAUAGAGAUCCUCUACUUCAUCCAACAGAAGGCCCCAGCAUACACACAGGGCAUAGAGACGCUCGACUCUAAAGGUUCCAAGGAGUCGUUGCUAUCGGCGACCAUCUCAGCCAAUGAGGAGGCUAUGACCAUCCUGGAGGAAGUGAUCAUGUACACCUUCCAGCAAUGUGUCUACUACAUCACCAAGUCCCUGUACGUAGUACUUCCUGGUCUACUGGACUGUAACCCAUUCCCAGUGGACAGCUCUGAACCCUGCUGGAGAGGAGGUACAGGGUUUCCUGAGCCCGUUCGCAGGGUCCUGCAGGUGUUCCAGUACAGUCAGGAGCUACUCCAGGGGUACCAGGUCCACCCAGAGGUCCAGGCCCAGAUGUUCUCCUACCUCUUCUUCUUCUCCAACGUAUCUCUCUUCAACCAGCUCAUGGACAAGGGUCCGUCGCGGGGCUGGUUCCAGCGCUCUAAGGUUCUCCAGGUACAGGCCUGUGUCAGGAUGGUUCUAGAGUGGACUAGGAAGGCGGGGCUUAGUUACCUGGCAGAUAAGUUCUUCAACAAGUUCAACAGCGCUGUCAGCAUCCUGGCCACACCUCCUCAGCAGCUAACACAGAUGAGUUGGAAGGUGCUGUGUGCAGACCACCCCAGUCUGAAGCCCGUUCAGCUGCAUGGCCUGUUGACUCAGUACCAGUUGACAGCUGAGAUGGGGCCUGUUCCAAUCUGGCAGCCCAGCAGUGAGGAUGAGGCAUACAUAUACAGGACAGUGGACCUUUUGGAGAGUUUCGAGAACCACCCCCCCAUCGUCCUCCCCAGCGGGGGGUUCAGAGUGGACCUGGACAGUGACUGUCUAGAGGACAGCAUCUAUAGGCAGCUACUCUAUGUCAAACACUUCCUCUGGGGGCUACGCACACACACCCACCCCACUAACUCAGACUCAGUCAUCUACCCUGGAGGAGCCAAGUCCCAGACAUGA
Molecule: messenger RNA, 2946 nt
Organism: Oncorhynchus tshawytscha (Chinook salmon)
Lineage: Eukaryota; Metazoa; Chordata; Actinopteri; Salmoniformes; Salmonidae
Product: ras-associating and dilute domain-containing protein
Biological process (GO): neural crest cell migration; substrate adhesion-dependent cell spreading; signal transduction
Cellular component (GO): microtubule
Molecular function (GO): GTPase binding
Source: RefSeq, a predicted model, not a curated record